Messenger RNA from Bactrocera tryoni, 3020 nucleotides. It is a transcript of the gene Prp6, whose product is annotated as pre-mRNA-processing factor 6. The transcript has 5 exons. Bases 135 to 2930 code for a protein of 931 amino acids. Lineage: Eukaryota; Metazoa; Arthropoda; Insecta; Diptera; Tephritidae. Gene Ontology annotation, cellular component: U4/U6 x U5 tri-snRNP complex; catalytic step 2 spliceosome. Gene Ontology annotation, molecular function: protein binding. Gene Ontology annotation, biological process: spliceosomal tri-snRNP complex assembly; mRNA splicing, via spliceosome. The record is from RefSeq and is a predicted model, not a curated record.
CAAAAGAGAUGAGUGUUCAGCAAACGUAUACAAAGCAUAAAUAAUUACAAAAUCGGUUUGAUAGUUUUCCUCUAAAACUACAUAUAUUAGUGUAUAUAUAAAUCUAUAUAAGUCGAAACUGUAAGUUAAAGAUAAUGUCGAAUAUAACAGCAGCGGUAAUCGCGAAUCGCAACAAGAAACAUUUUCUUGGCGUGCCGGCUCCGCUUGGCUACGUCGCUGGUGUUGGCAGAGGUGCUACUGGUUUCACCACACGUUCUGACAUUGGUCCUGCUCGCGAUGCUAACGAUGUCUCAGAUGAUCGACACGCACCACCGGCUGCAAAACGUAAAAAGAAAGAAGAAGAGGAGGAGGAAGAUGAAGACUUGAACGAUUCCAAUUACGAUGAAUUUAGCGGCUAUAGUGGUUCGUUGUUCUCCAAAGAUCCGUACGACAAAGAUGAUGAAGAGGCCGAUCAAAUAUACGACUCAAUAGAUAAACGUAUGGACGAGAAGCGUAAAGAAUAUAGAGACCGACGUAUGCGCGAAGAUUUAGAGCGUUAUCGUCAAGAGAGGCCAAAAAUUCAACAACAGUUUUCGGAUUUGAAACGUUCUUUAGCUAAUGUCACCGCUGAAGAGUGGUCAACCAUACCCGAAGUGGGCGAUAGUCGUAAUCGCAAACAGCGCAAUCCACGUGCAGAAAAGUUUACGCCACUUCCGGAUAGUGUGCUAUCACGUAAUCUCGGCGGCGAAGCACAGUCGACAAUCGAUCCCUCCUCAGGCUUAGCAUCGAUGGUACCUGGUGUAGCCACACCCGGUAUGCUUACUCCAACCGGUGAUUUAGAUUUACGCAAGAUCGGUCAGGCACGUAAUACGUUAAUGAAUGUUAAGCUGUCACAAGUGUCAGACUCUGUGACGGGACAAACUGUUGUCGACCCCAAAGGUUAUCUUACUGACUUGCAGAGUAUGAUACCAACUUACGGUGGCGACAUAAAUGACAUCAAGAAAGCACGUUUGCUGCUGAAAAGUGUGCGCGAAACCAAUCCCAAUCAUCCUCCCGCUUGGAUAGCCUCGGCUCGUUUAGAAGAAGUCACUGGUAAAGUGCAAAUGGCCAGAAAUCUGAUUAUGCGUGGCUGUGAAAUUAAUCCACAAUCAGAAGAUUUAUGGUUGGAAGCAGCACGUUUGCAGCCACCAGACACGGCUAAAGCGGUAAUUGCACAAGCUGCACGACACAUUCCUACCUCGGUGCGAAUUUGGAUCAAAGCUGCCGAUUUGGAAACGGAGACAAAAGCAAAAAGGCGCGUUUUUCGCAAAGCACUCGAACAUAUUCCCAACUCGGUACGUCUUUGGAAGGCCGCUGUAGAGUUGGAAAAUCCCGAUGAUGCGCGUAUUCUUUUGUCACGUGCUGUGGAAUGUUGCAACACCAGCGUGGAGCUGUGGUUAGCCUUGGCACGUUUAGAAACCUACGAAAAUGCCCGUAAAGUAUUGAACAAAGCACGUGAAAAUAUACCAACCGAUCGACAAAUCUGGACUACGGCCGCUAAACUUGAGGAAGCUAACGGUAAUAUACACAUGGUUGAGAAAAUCAUCGACCGUUCCUUGGCUUCGCUUGCCGCUAAUGGCGUUGAGAUCAACCGUGAACAUUGGUUCCAGGAAGCCAUUGAGGCGGAAAAGUCUGGUGCUGUGCACUGUUGCCAGGCCAUCGUAAAAGCUGUUAUUGGUAUAGGCGUUGAGGAGGAGGAUCGUAAGCAAACUUGGAUUGACGACGCUGAAUUUUGUGCGAAGGAAAAUGCUUUCGAGUGUGCUCGCGCUGUCUACGCGCAUGCUCUACAAGUGUUUCCCUCAAAGAAGAGUAUUUGGUUACGCGCUGCUUACUUCGAGAAGAAUCAUGGCACCCGCGAAUCGUUGGAGGCUUUACUUCAGCGCGCCGUGGCUCACUGUCCAAAAUCGGAGGUACUUUGGUUAAUGGGUGCCAAAUCCAAGUGGCUUGCUGGAGAUGUACCAGCGGCUCGACGCAUAUUGUCUCUAGCUUUUCAAGCAAAUCCGAAUUCCGAAGACAUUUGGUUGGCUGCUGUCAAAUUGGAGUCGGAGAAUGAGGAAUACGAACGUGCACGACGUCUGUUAGCUAAGGCGCGGUCAUCAGCACCAACUCCGCGUGUUAUGAUGAAAUCUGCCCGCUUGGAAUGGGCUCUAGAUAAUUUGGAAGAUGCUUUGCGUUUACUUGAUGAAGCCGUAAAGGUAUUCCCCGACUUUCCGAAGCUAUGGAUGAUGAAAGGACAAAUCGAAGAACAACAGAAUCAUUUGGAUGAAGCUGCGGAGACUUACAAUCAAGGCAUUAAAAAAUGUCCAACAUCCAUACCGCUAUGGGUGCUAUCGGCUACACUAGAAGAACGAAAGGGCACGCUAACCAAAGCGCGUUCAAUAUUAGAACGAGGCCGCUUACGUAACCCUAAGACUGCAGCACUGUGGUUAGAAGCAAUACGUAUUGAACUUCGCGCCGGUCUCAAUGAAAUCGCGAGCACAAUGAUGGCUCGUGCUCUGCAGGAAUGUCCAAAUGCGGGAGAAUUGUGGGCGGAAGCAAUUUUUAUGGAAUCCAAGCCGCAGCGAAAGACGAAAUCGGUCGAUGCACUCAAAAAAUGCGAACACGAUCCACAUGUGCUAUUGGCUGUCUCAAAGUUGUUCUGGUCGGAACAUAAAUUUACGAAGUGCCGUGACUGGUUUAACCGUACGGUUAAAAUCGAUCCCGAUCUUGGUGAUGCCUGGGCGUACUUCUACAAGUUUGAACUACUGCAUGGCACGGAAGAGCAACAGAAAGAGGUGUUGGAGCGCUGCAUAGCUGCAGAACCGAAACAUGGUGAGGCCUGGUGUCAGGUUAGCAAACACAUUAAGAAUUGGUGCUUCAAGACACCAGAAGUGCUGAAUGCUGUUGUCAAACAAUUAUCUAUACCGGUGUAAACGUUCUCCUUUUUCAAUAUAGAGUAUGCUAGAACUAGAACUACUACAAUAUACAUUAAACGUUCACAAUAUAAAUUCAUUUUAUUCGAA